UUUUUUUCUUUGCUACAAGAAAAGUGGUUUAUAGUCUCACAUUGCUUUAUGCUAAUGAGGAAGGUAACGUGGAGAACACUCAGAGACUACUGUGAUUGGCUAGCAUUGAUUAUGUCGUCACUUCCCACUGUCAGCUUGAACGCUUCCGGGAGGAGAAGGAAAACACUGGUUGGUGACAAAACAAAUUUGUAAGACCAACUGAAAGAGGCACUUUAAACCCAGCCUUUUGACAACUGAAAUCUAAGCUCUCGACAUGUUUUCCUUCCAUGUUUUCGAUCACCCUAUGGCCCGGGGUUUUCAGAACCGCUUCUCUACCCAGUACCGCUGCUAUUCGGUAUCCAUGCUGGCGGGGCCCAAUGACCGCUCCGAUGUGGAAAAAGGGGGCAAAAUAAUAAUGCCUCCUUCAGCUCUCGACCAGCUCAGCCGGCUUAACAUCACGUACCCAAUGCUGUUCAAACUGACCAACAAGAACUCAGACAGAAUGACACACUGUGGUGUUCUGGAGUUUGUGGCUGAUGAGGGAAUAUGCUACCUGCCACAUUGGAUGAUGCAGAAUCUCCUUCUCGAGGAAGGUGGACUGGUCCAAGUGGAGAGUGUCAACCUCAUGGUGGCCACCUACUCAAAGUUCCAGCCUCAGAGUCCAGAUUUCUUGGACAUUACAAACCCCAAAGCAGUAUUGGAGAAUGCCCUUCGAAACUUUGCUUGCCUAACGACUGGUGAUGUCAUUGCUAUCAACUACAAUGAAAAGAUCUAUGAGCUGCGAGUGAUGGAGACCAAACCAGAUAAAGCAGUAUCCAUCAUUGAAUGCGAUAUGAAUGUUGAUUUUGAUGCUCCUUUGGGUUACAAAGAGCCUGAGCGACGACCUCAGCACCAAGAAGAACCAACAGAAGAAGAGGGAGACCCCACAAGUUACGCUGACAUGGACACAGGAUUUAGGGCAUUCACUGGCUCUGGAAAUCGCUUAGACGGUAAAACAAAAGGGAUUGAGCCCAGCCCUGCUCCUCUCAAUGCAAGCGACAUGAAAAGAGGCAUUCCCAACUAUGACUUCAAAGUUGGCAAGAUUACAUUCAUCAGAAACUCUAAACCUCUGCCCAAGAAAAUAUUUGAAGAUGAUGAUGCCAUGAACAGAUUUAUUGCUUUCUCUGGGGAAGGACAAUCAUUACGGAAGAAGGGCAGAAAGCCUUGAGGAGUGACAAAUGGAGUGUUUGACUUGUUUAACACCUUCAGCUCAAAGUAAAAACUGACUGCAGAAGCACUCGAGUUUGCCUCUCUGUCAUUUCCAAACAGGAGCAUUGCUGUUGACAUUUGAUUAUAGUUAGCGAACCGACAGUACUAUUUUUCCUUGGAGCACAAAAAUGACUGUCAGGUGUAAUUUGAUAUUCACAUGUUCAGGGAGAUGGAUUUAUUUUGAGCCAUGUAUCAUCAACACAUAGAAUACCUUGAAAAUGAUUGAUGUCAUAAUCUAAGGUUGCAGUUAUCUUUGACUUUUGGUACCCAAUCUUUUCUGGAAUUGUUAUACUUUGAAAAAAAUCUUAAAUAUGCUACAUCCAACUUCCCAUUGUUAUGACAGGAUGGUAGCAAUUACACUUGUUUUAAUCCUAAUGAGAAAAAUGUCUUGAAUUGUGUUUGUUUUCUUUGAGUUUUAGGGAUAACUUGCUUUUUUCUUUGUUUAUUUAUAGACAAAUAAAAGAUUGCGUUUUGAAAUGGUUUGUUGUUAAUAACUGUUGUUUCCAGCCAUUCAGGAUGUAACUGAAUGAGACUGCCACACAAAGGGUUUAAUUAAGCAUAUUCAUCAUAAAAUAAUUAGAUGGUUAAUGCUGGGGUUUUCAGAUGGCUGGCAUAAACUGUCAAAUACUAAAACAGAAACAACCGCUCAACAACGUUGGAUGGUGGAAACCACAGCAACCUGGAAAAAAGCUCCAGAUUUGCCCAGUAACUAUCUGAAUGCAAGCAACUUUAAAUAAAAGUGC
Menidia menidia (Atlantic silverside) is the source of this 1970-nucleotide messenger RNA. NCBI's taxonomy places the organism in Eukaryota, Metazoa, Chordata, Actinopteri, Atheriniformes, Atherinopsidae. The record is from the annotation of a GenBank genome assembly.